GAGAGAGUGUGGAAGGCGAUGGUCGGCCCGGUGAGAGCGGUCCUUCUUUGGAUGGCAGAACCAGCUACGGCCAGGGUCCGGUGACUCACGGCUCGGCCAUCAGUCCCGACCGAUUCGACAGCCAGCUUUAUAGCCACGGGGUCCAACCCGGCCCACAGAGACCCCGCCGGCCCAAGCUUCAGCACUCGCAAUCCAUCCUUCGUAAGCAGGCAGAGGAGGAGGCCAUCAAGCGGUCCCGCUCACUCUCAGAGAGUUAUGAGCUCUCUGCUGACCUUCAAGAUAAACAGGUGGAGAUGCUGGAACGUAAAUAUGGAGGAAGAUUCAUAACUCGGCAUGCAGCUCGCACCAUCCAAACAGCCUUCCGACAGUAUCAGAUGAACAAGAACUUUGAACGUCUCAGGAGCUCCAUGUCGGAGAACCGCAUGUCCAGACGCAUUGUUCUCUCCAACAUGAGGAUGCAACUGUCAUUCGAGGGCCCUGAGAAAGUGCACAGCUCGUAUUUCGAAGGGAGGCAGGUGUCCAUGACGGAGGACGGCACCCCGCUGUCCAUGGUUCAGUCUGAAUGUGGGGACGUGGAAGUCCACAAGCAGGCCAGCAGGACUUCUCACGCAGGGCCGCAGGGAGACCUGACGGACACCAUCACGGAGCUGGAGGACGCCUUCUCCAGGCAGGUCAAGUCUCUGGCGGAGUCCAUUGAUGACGCCUUGAAUUGUCGCAGCCUUCAGGGGGACGAGGGUCCUGAUCCCGAGGCCAUGGCCUGCUCAAAGGUGGAAGGGGAGGUGCCUUAUCAGGUGAAGUCUCACCGCAGGGCAGCCGGACGGAUGCGUGAUGAAACCAUGGCGUCUUAUGGCGAUGUUACACUGUUCAUCGAUGAGGAGGACAUGUCCCCUUCCACUGCUCUGUCCAGGUCAGGAGACCAGCCAUCCAGUACAGAAUCAGACAUACGGCUGCAGUCGGUAAACUCCUCCCAAGAAUACUGGCCUAUUGAGUCUAAAGACGAGGGCCGUGACACGGACACGAGCUGCCGCAGCACUCCGUCUUUAGAGUGCCAAGAGCAACGUCUUAGAAUGGAUCACCUCCCUCUGCUGACCAUAGAACCUCCCAGCGACAGCUCUGCAGAACUCAGCGACCGGUCCGAGCGCAGCUCUGUCAAACGGCCACCCGCGUACGAGCCCCACGGCCACAUCUUGACGUCAUCCCAGGCCAGCCCCAAACACAUUUCCCACGGACCGCCGCCACGAGCUCCUCCCCGCGACGACGACGCGCCCCUGCGCCAUCGCCACCGGCAGCUGGAGAGCCACCUGGCCAUCAACGGCUCAGCCAACCGACAGAGCAAGUCUGAGUCGGACUUCUCGGACGGGGAUAACGACAGCCUCAACAGCACGUCGAACUCCAACGACACCAUAAACUGCAGCUCGGAGUCCUCGUCCAGAGACAGCCUGCGAGAGCAGACGCUGAGUAAGCAAACGUACCACAAAGAGACUCGCAACAGCUGGGACUCCCCCAUCUUCAGCAACGACGUUAUCCGCAAGAGACAUUACCGCAUCGGCCUCAAUCUUUUCAACAAGAAGCCAGAGAAGGGCAUCCAGUAUCUGACCGAGAGGGGCUUCAUCCCCGACACGCCUGUUGGUGUGGCCCACUUUCUGCUUCAGAGAAAAGGACUCAGCAGGCAGAUGAUCGGAGAGUUUCUCGGCAAUCGGCAGAAACAGUUCAACAGAGACGUCCUGGAUUGUGUGGUAGAUGAAAUGGAGUUCCAGAGCAUGGAGCUGGAUGAAGCCCUCAGGAAGUUUCAGAACCACAUCCGGGUCCAGGGUGAAGCCCAGAAAGUGGAGCGGCUCAUUGAAGCCUUCAGCCAGCGCUACUGCAUCUGCAACCCGACGGUGGUGCGACAGUUCAGGAACCCCGACACCAUCUUCAUCCUGGCCUUUGCAAUCAUCCUCCUCAACACCGACAUGUACAGCCCCAACGUCAAACCUGAGAGGAAAAUGAAACUGGAGGACUUUAUCAAGAAUUUAAGAGGUGUGGACGAUGGCGAGGACAUACCCCGAGACACUCUGGUCGGGAUCUACGAGAGGAUCCGAAAGCGAGAGCUCAAGACCAACGAAGACCACGUGUCUCAGGUGCAGAAGGUGGAGAAGCUCAUCGUGGGCAAGAAACCGAUUGGAUCUCUCCACCAUGGCCUGGGAUGUGUGCUGUCGCUGCCACAUCGUCGCUUGGUGUGUUACUGCCGCCUGUUUGAAGUGCCAGAUCCCAGCAAGCCCCAGAAGCUGGGCCUGCAUCAGCGGGAGAUCUUCCUGUUUAAUGACCUCCUUGUGAUUACAAAGAUUUUCCAGAAGAAGAAGAAUUCAGUCACAUAUAGUUUCAGACAGUCCUUUUCUCUGUAUGGGAUGCAAGUCAUGCUGUUUGAAAAUCAGUAUUACCCAAAUGGAAUCAGACUCACGUCGGCGAUCCCAGGUGCGGACAUCAAAGUGCUCAUCAACUUCAACGCACCCAACCCCCAGGACCGCAAGAAGUUCACAGAUGACCUGCGAGAGUCCAUCGCAGAGGUGCAGGAAAUGGAGAAAUACAGAAUAGAGUCGGAGCUGGAGAAGCAGAAGGGCGUGGUGAGGCCCAGCAUGUCGCAGAGCUCUGGCCUGAAGAAGGAAGCCGGAAACGGGAACAUGAACCGCGCCAGUCUGGACGACAGCUACGCCAUGGGUGAGGGCCUGAAGAGGAGCGCCCUCAGCAGCUCUCUGAGGGACCUGUCUGAAGCAGGCAAGCGUGGGCGUCGCAGCAGUGCAGGAUCACUAGACAGCAAUAUGGAAGGGUCCAUCAUUAGCAGUCCGCACACGCGACGGAGAGCCACUACGCCACGGGAGGGCUCCUCCCGCGGCCAUCCCCCGCUCCCCAACUCGGCGUCCACGUCCAUCCUGGGGUCGCUCUUCGGCAGCAAGAGAGGGAAGUCGCCGUCGCAGGGCCAGCCCCCUCUGGUGCCGCCGGGCCACCCCACCCUCAUAUCGCACAAGCCCCACCCGACCAACCUGCACCACACGGCGCAGGUCGCACAACACGUGGCGCCGGCCCCGCACCAUGCCCACCACUCCCAGUACUGCCCGGCCCCGCAGAACCCGCCCCCGUACCACCACCACCACCACUACCACCCGCCGCCGCACACGCAGUACCACCAGCACCCGGCCUACUCCUCCUCCUCGCACGCGCCCCCUUACUCGCAGCACAGCCACUACGGCCAGCACCCGCACCACCCGCCCCACGCCCACCACCACGGCCAGCAGGCGGCGGCGGCGCACGGCGGCGGGCCCAAACACAAACACAGUGGCAUCAGCACCGUAGUGUGAUGCUGCAGGACAGCCGACGCAGCUGGAGGAGAACUUUCAACGAGGAAGGACAAUCGCUCACACCAAAGGGACUGACAGCAUAACUCUACGGCCUGCCCACUGUGUUUCUGCUGCUGUGAUUGGACGCCAGCCACACGCAGCCACCUUCCUCACUUCCAGGUCCAAAACAAUAUGCAGGAUAGGAAUCGGACUCAAAUCUUCCAAUAGGGGCCUUUUUCAGUUUGCCUGAUCUGCGGGGGGUGGGGGGGGGGGUGCUCUUUACUGGUCCCGUCGGGGGGGUUUUUUCUUUUUUUUUUCCGUGUGCGUCGGUGGAGGUCUGCACACACUCACAGAUACACACAAACACACACACCGCCCAGCUGGACAGCUCCAGAGGAAAUGUGUCGUCUCUGCUCCCCGCCGCCUCCGCCUUCACGUAAUCAGGAGGAAAGACGAGCUCGGACCAGAACACCACAGACUGCUCUCACCUUCCUGUGCACAGCUCUUUUGGAAGUCUUCAGUUUUGCAGAUUUUUACGUUCCGGGGAACGCUAAUAGUCGCUGCCUCCCGUAGAGCUCUUAUACAGCAGAGAAAACAAACCUCGAUAUAAUCACGUCACACUAACUUCAAGUGAAAGGACCGGUCAAACAAGUCAUAGUAGUUCUAGUUGCUGUAUUUACUGUAGAUGACUGCUAUAUGUCCUGUGUCCUAGCUCUCAUAAAUAAAUGUGCCAAUUAUUAAUGCAUAAUCUAUUUAGUCAAGACUUUAUGUACAGUGUAUUGUGUGUAAAGUAAUUUGUAAGAUUACACUUACAGUUAUUAUCGGCAACAAUGACUUUUUUAUCAGUAUUAUACUGACGCUGCGGCGACAGGACGGAGGUCCGGACGGAGUGAGCUGGAAGAUGUUUGGGCCGGUCGCAGCCGGAGCCUCAAACAGCCGAGGUUUUCUGUAAGCCGCGCUGUUUCGGCUCACCUGGCGGCUGCUUGAACCAUCUAAAGAUUAACGACGGAAAAAAAGAAAAAAGACAAGACGACGUUUUCAGCCCGUUAAGGUUGGGUUGCUGUUACAUUUGGUCCCAAACGAAGGUCGUUUUUCCAACAGUUUGUUGUCUUAGAAAAUAUGCAACAGCUGAAUUUUUGGCUCUUGAAAUCAAAAAUUGAGAAAUUUUCUUCCUUUUUUUAAAAUAUAUUUAGCCUUGUUUGAAUUCCUAUUAUUUUCUCAUCCACCGAUAAGAUUUGGUGAGUGACUAAAACCCGUUCUGCUUAUUAUAUGUGCAAUAUCUUUGUACUGAUUUUGUACAUCCAGCAAGGUCUCCCUCCUGUUUGUGCACGUUUUCAUGUCACCAGAUUUAUUUAUUUAUUUCUAACCCGCCUGUAAAUUAAUGUCUGUUCGUCCUCCCUGUGUCUUCGGAGGUGGAAAGUCUCGUUAAAUCAGUUUUUUUGUUUGUUUGUUUUUUUGCAUGUGAUGUUUUUGGUGUGAGGCUCUCCUCUGCACAUUGUUGAACAAACCAGUGUUACCAUAGAAAGUUUAAGUGCAAUCAUGUUUGAAAAAGGAAUAAAAUAAAAUAAAAAAUAAAAACACAGACUUGUGCUUAAGAGUAAAAGUCUAGGAUGAGAUUCAGGUGAGAUUUAAAAAUAGUUAUUUUUUGUCCAUUUAAAACUAUAAAUAAAUACUUAGCGAGUGGAACGAAGAAUGUGUGUAUAUAUUUUAAUAAAAAGGAACAAACUGUACGCCUCUCCUUGGGCUGAACGGAAAUAUUUUGCUGGACAAGCACAUUAGGAAGAACACAUUUUUGUUUGUUUUUCAGGAAAUGCAGUUCUAACAUACAAAAUGCAAGUUGAACAAAAGAACUAGGUAGAUGUAAAAAAAAGAAAAAUAUCUUUCUAUAUUCUACAAAUAAGAGUCUAUUCUAGUGUGUAAAUUAGUGACAGUAAACUGUUUGUCCCAAUAUUCAGGUUGUAAAUGUAUUUUAAUAUUCAUGAAGUAAAACCACAGUCAUGAGUCGGGCUUAUAGACUUUUUUUUUUUUUGUUUCCCUCAACGAAACGAUGAAGAUGAAGAGACAUAUCACAUGCAGGGACAUUAAUGAUCAGCUGAAUGUGUCGCUCCCGGGGUUUCAUGUUCGGGAAUCUUGGAACGACAGGAAACCGGUGCAUCUGUUUAUUUUGUUUGUUUGUUUGUUUGGGUUGUGUUGUAGUGCUUUCACAUGUCUGCGGUCCUUAACGAGAGCGUACCCCAACAAUGCACUGCAUGGAUCUGAUGCAUCAUGUUCACUGUGAGCUGAUGGGGAAGAAAUCAGCCUUUAAAUCUGGUCUUGUUUUGUUGUUUUCCUUUUUAUUUAUUUUUAUUUUUGGGGGGGGUGGGGGGCAGUUUCUGAUUGAGUUGGAACUUUCUGAUGUUGAUGUGUUCUUGUUGUUCCAUGUUUGCCUGGUUAUUGAAGCUCAGCAUGCAUUUCAUCGAUGAAGCCAUGGUGUAAAUGAUGAACAUGAAGAACAGGGCUUUCAUUGUAUAAAUACGAGAUUUCCGAAGCGCUCGGCGAGAGAUUUUAACUUUGUGAAAGACUGUAAAGGGACCAAAAAACUGGGGUUAAAGGAGGUGUAAAUAAUGUCUAUAGGAUCCAUCCUGACACCUGCAGCUCAGAUCGGGAUGUAGAGGCACCCGCCCUCAUGGAUGGAUGAAGUCGGAGGGGGGUGCUGAUUGAACAUAUCGAUUGUCUUCGCCUCCUGCUCUCAUAAAACCGACAUUUGCUGUGGAAAUUUAAAAAACAGACUGUUAAAGUGUGCUGCCACUCACGUCCGGCUCUACACACACACACACGAGUACACACACAUUCGGCCGCGAGCUGUUCAGUCUGACGUGAGACGUGUUUAGAAGAAUGGAAAUGACCGGAAAGGCCUCAUUUAAAUGUGCAUUCUGUUUGUACAGUGAAUAGUGAGUCAGUAAAGACCCCAGUUAUUGUAAAACUUCAACUGUGACAAUGUUGAGAACGCAAAAUAAACAAAUAUAUGACUUAUGGUA
Molecule: messenger RNA, 6331 nt
Organism: Austrofundulus limnaeus
Lineage: Eukaryota; Metazoa; Chordata; Actinopteri; Cyprinodontiformes; Rivulidae
Gene: iqsec1b
Product: IQ motif and Sec7 domain ArfGEF 1b
Biological process (GO): actin cytoskeleton organization; regulation of ARF protein signal transduction
Molecular function (GO): guanyl-nucleotide exchange factor activity
Source: RefSeq, a predicted model, not a curated record